This is a messenger RNA of Melanotaenia boesemani (Boeseman's rainbowfish), 1537 nucleotides long. It is a transcript of the gene cfap300, whose product is annotated as cilia and flagella associated protein 300. The coding region runs from base 367 to 1155 and encodes 262 amino acids. NCBI's taxonomy places the organism in Eukaryota, Metazoa, Chordata, Actinopteri, Atheriniformes, Melanotaeniidae. The transcript is spliced from 7 exons. The record is from RefSeq and is a predicted model, not a curated record.
GUUCUUGUCCAUAAGGACGAAGGGUGGUGAAUAUGAGCAGUUUGCAUAUUUACAUGCCGCCCACAGACGAGAGGCUUCAACCAUCAACAGCGCUUCCAUGUAAGGGGGGUGCUAUGGGGUGCUUUCUUCGGCACAACACCUGUCACGGCUCCCUCGUCUGUUACCAGGGCAACGACAAAACGAAACCAGUCUGAGCUAGCGGAAAAACUACAACUCGCUUUAUUUUUUCAUAAGCACAGUUACUCAACUAAAUUCCACACUUAUUGUCUCCCAGUGAGCAAACCUCACUGAUUAGCUUAGAAGCUCACAAAGUAGUCACUUUUUUGUCAUUGUUGUGUUAAUAACAAUUUAGGAAAGAGUGCAAACAUGUCAGGAAAGGAGUGUGAGUUUGAGCAGAGUUUUUCUUUCAGUCCUCUUCCGAAUAAGAAGUUUUCUUUUCUACAUGAUAAAGACACUUUGGCGCUGUUAAUGAAAUGGUCUAUGCACGGGAGGAUUUCAGCUCAGUCUUACAGUUUUGACCACAACUUCUACCCUUACAACUCUGAAAAGUUUGCACUGUGUUUCUUCAAGGACCAUGAGGUGGUUUCUACUCUGAGAAAUCUGGAGGCUGGAUUCUGGGUACCCCUUGAUAAACCGGUAGUGUCUGUCAGCGUGGAGCCUGUUCCAUGCACUAAGGUCUCUAUGGAGCUGUUUGAUCCAAUCUACUCCUGCGGCAUCCUGUGGCCCUCUGGACAUGUAGUUAAAUGCUUUCAUGAUGUCUACCCAGACUGUGACGAACUCCAACGGAUGUUGCAGGAAGAGGACUGUGAGAACUACUAUGUGGUUGGGAGAGAGGAGCGAGAGGAGUUUCUAUUCCGCCUUUUCAAACACCUGUGUCUUGGGGGACAGGUCUGCCAGUAUGAGGAUAACAUUGACCCAUACAUCAGCACCACAAAGCAAAUGUACAAAGACCUGAUCAAUGUGCAGAAGGAUCCAGAGACGAAGAAGAUCAGUGUUGUUUCCACAGUGCUCAAAGUGUAUGCCUAUGAUGAGUCUGGGCGAUGUUACCCCGGGACACGAGAAGAGGAGCAGACUUUUGCCUAUUUGAUUGUCGACCCUUUCAAACGACACACGACUUUGUUCUACCACUUCUACGGUGUGGGAAAAUUCACAUAAUGACAACGAAGAACUGAAAAUACAUCAAACUGCCUCUGUUAAAAUCUGGAGCCUUAGCUAAGUGGAGGAGAACACACUGUAGGGACUUUUCUAAUGGUUUUCAUCCUCAGGAGUAGAUUUAGCCUCAUGAGAAAAGUUAAGUGUAAUCCUUAUCUGGGUUGCAAAGGAAAGUAAUUGGUUUGUCCCAUUAAAAUACACACAGGCUAUAAAAUGUUUCAAUCUUCCAUUAAAUAAGUGAGUAUGAUACAUUUACUGACUGUAGUUAAAAGUUGGUUUGAAACCUAACCAACCAUUAAAAUCCUACAUCCAACAGAAUUAGGUUAUGGACCAUAUAAAAUACUUAGGAGUAAAUAUCCCCAAAAAUUGGCCUAUGAAAUGAUUU